Messenger RNA from Penicillium longicatenatum, 1170 nucleotides. RefSeq names its product protein phosphatase regulator SHP1. The transcript is spliced from 3 exons. Lineage: Eukaryota; Fungi; Ascomycota; Eurotiomycetes; Eurotiales; Aspergillaceae. Gene Ontology annotation, cellular component: cytosol; nucleus. The coding region runs from base 1 to 1170 and encodes 389 amino acids. Gene Ontology annotation, molecular function: ubiquitin binding. The record is from RefSeq and is a predicted model, not a curated record. Gene Ontology annotation, biological process: proteasome-mediated ubiquitin-dependent protein catabolic process; nuclear membrane reassembly; autophagosome assembly.
AUGGACCGCUACCCCACAGAGCAAGAUGAGAUGGUGGCUCAGUUCUGUGCCAUGACCGGUGUCCAGGCCUCAGAUGCCGUAGAAUAUCUUGGCAACAACAACGGAGACAUUGAAGCCGCCGUGGCCGACUUCUUUGCGGAGCAGGACGAGGCUCUACAGGGGAUGAACCCUGCUGAAGAAUCCGCUGGAACAGCUACAGGAGGGCGAUCGCUAGGCGGUGCUGCUGCUCCGUCCUCUUCGGCUGCGCCUGAGCCAGCUGCUAAGCGCUCGGCGCCCAAGAAGAAGUUUGCUACAUUGGGAGACUUUGCUUCAACGAGUGGGGGCGAUUCUUCAGAAGACGAUGGCUCAGAAGACCAUGACUUCUUUGCCGGAGGCGAAAAGUCUGGCUUGGCUGUGCAGAACCCAGAUGAUCUUAAAAAGAAAAUUUUGGAAAAGGCUCGGAGAGCUGCGCCACUGCCACACUCAGAGGAGCCUGAGUCACGCCCAUCCCAUUUCACUGGCACCGCCCGUACUCUUGGUGGUGAUGAGGCUCCUAGCCGCGUUAUCGAAGAUCCUACUGCCCCCGUCCCGCAACGAGCUCAGCGUGUCCAACGAACUCUUCACUUCUGGGCCGAUGGAUUCUCAGUUGAUGAUGGUGAGCUCUACCGGUCAGAUGACCCUCGAAAUGCGGAGAUCUUGGAUGGCAUUCGACAAGGCCGUGCCCCGCUGGGUAUCAUGAAUGUGCAAGCCGGACAGGAAGUGGACGUGGAGCUUAAGCAGCAUGAAGAGAACUACGUGAAACCCAAGCCCAAGUACAAACCCUUCUCUGGAUCUGGUCAGCGCCUCGGCAGCCCGACUCCGGGUAUUACAAGCCAAUCUUCUACCCCUCCACCCGCUGCAGCUCCCACUUCUGGUGGCCAACCCCCGAAGCAAGAUGUGGACGAGUCGCAACCAAGCGUUACUCUACAAAUCCGGUUGGGAGAUGGGACUCGUAUGACUUCCCGCUUCAACACCAGUGCUACCGUUGGUGAUGUCUAUGCAUUCGUCGCUGCCGCCACUCCGAAUAGCCGCGAUCGCGCAUGGGUACUGAUGACUACAUUCCCCAACAAUGAAUUAAACGACUGGGAGGUGACUCUUGCCGAUCUACCUGAGUUCAAGCGGGGUGGAGUUGUCGUUCAGAAAUGGAAAUAG